AGAAACACCCAAAACCCCUUCCUCUUCUCUCACUUCUUCUCUAGCCCCAUUUGCUGCAUUUACAGGAUUCAAAGCUCUUCAGCACAUUCCAGUUGUAGGCUGCAUAAAUAAAUAAGAGUAAAAACUUUGGGCAGCUUGGACCAUUGCCAGCUUGCCUGGCUCUGGCUAAACAUCAGCACGAACGGCAGGACGGACAGAGGAGUCUAUGUAGAGCCGGGGAGGGAGCCUGCCGUGCUCUCCACCAGAACUACGACAGAGUGUGGAGGCUUUGAAACCAUGCUUUUCAUCUGGGCGCUGGCGUUUAUUGCAGUGCUGCAGGAGCGGGAUCUUUUAGCUGCUGCAGAACCUGUCGAUGUGUUACCUGGAACUUUGGGAAGAGAAAGCUGGUGUCAUGAACAUGAUACAAUCCAUGAACGCUUGGAUAUUAUUGAAGAGAAGGUAAUGAAAACAGUGGAGCAUCUAGAAUCAGAAGUCAAGUCACUCCUCAAUAUCAUCAGUGAGACCGCAUCAAAUAUUCCCAUUGCUCCAGGAACCCCACUUAUGGACAUUUUUGAUGAUGCCAGCUGAACACAUCAGAGACAGAAGACAGCUGAAUGUAACAGUAUGGUUGUUAUAAACAGUUGCACUUUUGUUCGUUUAAAAAGCUUUCUUAUGUUUCCAGAAUUUGAGCAGAGAUGAACAAUUCUGAGCAGUCGUUAUCCUUCCGUGUUUUUGUGCUUUUUAAUAAAAAAGGUGUUUGCUUUUAGACAUCGUUUCAAAGCUCUGUAUUUUAAAACUGCAUUUCAAAUACAGCAUUGUCAGUAAGAAAAGAAGAUGAGAUGGAAUCCUGGACUAAACCACAGCUAACAAACUUCCCUUAAUUCAAAAUGAUAUUCCUGGCAAAAAAAGUAAGCCCUUGCUAUCAGUACAAAUCAAUGAAGCAACACUUUUAGCUGCAAUGUCCUCUCAAGACACAGUUAGAUUGUCUGACAAGAAAGAGCACAUACAGUAGUCUGGCUUUGGGCAUUGUCACAUUACUGCCAUUGAUUGAAAUAAGAGUUCUGGUUGCACAUCCUAUAAAGAAUUUGUAGUUAAAAUGCACAGUCAACUUAUUCUGAUGGCUUUACACUCCUCCACCUCGCCUGCUGUGGUGACAAUGCAAUCUCAAAUUAAUUCCAACAUCCAUCUCCCUCCUCAUCUCAGGAGGAAGAGGAAAAAAUAGAAAGGAAAUCGCCGAUAUUUUAUCUUCAAUACACAGACAAUCAACAUGAAAAUUAAAAAAUACAACAAAAGAUAGGGAAGCUGAAGAGUUUCAGAAAAAAAAAAAAGUAUAUAUUUCAUUUCCUUCAAAGAAGGAUGUUUCAAGCCCCCUCCUAUUUACCUGUUCAUAUCACAAUAUCACAUAAUCUUUGCUCCCCACAAAUGUGUUUUGUUUUUUUUUUUAACUCUAUGUAUUGUUUCAAGCUUACGUUCACAAGAUCUGAAUUUUUCCAUGACAAACAAAAACAGAACUUCCUCUAGGAAAAAAGGCCUGUGUGACCUUUAGAGAAUGGGGUGUGUGUGGGCAUGUGUGUGUAAUAAGAGAAGGAGUUUGCACAUUCUUGAUUAAUAAGUAAUCUCUUUUCACUGACCUAGCCCUAUGCCUCUUCACCCUUGUACUUUUUUGUUAUUAACAUUUCUAUUUUGAGAAUGGCAAGCUGAAGAUGUCAUUCAUCCUAGCAGAGAACAAAAAAUCAGAGUUCCAGGAGUCAGAGAAGAGAUUCCAACAUGCACAACAAAAAUAAUAAGAAAUAGCUACAGAUUACACAUAUCUUGAACAGAAAAUUGCUCUGCAAACACGUGAGUAAAGUCCUGAACUUUUGUCAGCACACAAUUUCUGAAUAAUUCUGUGGAUACAAACAGAAAAUGUCUAUGGAAAAACUAAAAUUCAUAAAGCAAGUCCUCACUCCCAUGUAGAUCAACAUGAACAACAAAAAGCAUAGUCUGCAACGUUAGAAGAUAGACAGCUUUAAUUUUAUAAUCUCUUUUUAGAUACAUAUAUUUAAGGCACAAUCCAAAACCUUACAAACAUUAACUACAGAAUGUUUACUAUUGUCAAUUUUGCUGCUUCCUUGUGACAGUUGCCUUAGUGAGAAUGAAAUGUGGAACACAUCUUCCUCAUAAACAAAAAAUCAAGCCAAGAAAACAGAACUCACCAAAACCUCUUUAGAACAGUCUUUUUUAGACAAAAAACUUGAGGGCUGUUCUCUUCAUGUAUUACUGUUAUUACAAAACCACUCCUGCAUACAAUAUAUAUAUAACUGGCAAUAAAAUGGCACAUAAUGUUUAUACAAAAUAAAACAACCUUAAAUCAUACAACUGUGAUUUUUGCUCCAGAAAACAAACACAUUAUUUCAGCAAAAUAAUAUAAGCAGAAAAAUAACUUGUCAUUCAUGGAUUGCAGAGGGUACUAUAAAGAAUCUUGAGCAGAUGGUACUUAAGCUUUUCUUUUUUGUUGUUUCUGAUUUUUUUUUUCAUUUAUUACCAUUUUUUAUUUGGAGAGAAGAGAUAUGCAAUAUUAUAUUUAAAAAUGUAAUUGUUUUAAGAGAAACAACUCAUAUUACAUCUGCUUGGUGGAAAAAAAAAAAA
Messenger RNA from Anas platyrhynchos (mallard), 2607 nucleotides. It is a transcript of the gene PLAC9, whose product is annotated as placenta associated 9. Lineage: Eukaryota; Metazoa; Chordata; Aves; Anseriformes; Anatidae. The record is from RefSeq and is a predicted model, not a curated record.